GAAACUAUGUCGGCAAGAAAAAGAAAGCAAUGGCAGUCUGAUGAUAUGCGCAAAGCAAUUGAAGAUGUUAGAAGUAACAGGUUGGGCUAUUUGUCAGCUGCAAAACGUUAUAACGUUCCACGAGCAACACUUCACCGCUUGUGCAAUAAAGAAGGUUCUCCUGAUACUGUUUGCAGUACUACAUUAGGCCGAAAAACAGCUUUGCCACCGGAAUUGGAAACAGAACUAGUGAAGUAUUUGUUGAUCAUGGAUCAAAUGUAUUAUGGAUUAACCAGAAAAGAUUUGCGAUCCAUGGCUUUUCAGCUGGCUCGACGCAACAGCCUUCCACAUCCAUUUUCAUUUUUACGGGAAUCAGCUGGAAAAGACUGGUUGUAUGGUUUUAUGAAAAGGCACAAAGCUUCUUUGAGCAUUCGAAAACCAACUGGCACUUCUCUAAAUAGAGCUCUCGGUUUUAAUAAGGAAGACGUCAAUGAGUUUUUUAAUCUGCUUGAGAAACUUAUGACAGAAAAAAAUGUUCAUUGUGACAGGAUUUACAAUGUUGAUGAGACGGGGUUAUGUAUUGUACAAUCCAAAUGUCCCGAAGUUGUCUCAAAAAGAGGCAAACGACAAGUAGGUGUACUAACGGCGGCCGAGCGAGGCUCCUUAGUGACUGCAGUUUUAUGUAUGAAUGCAGCAGGACGGUUCGUGCCACCCAUGAUUAUUUUCCCUCGCAAAAAUUCAAGUGAGCAGCUUAAGAAAGGAGCUCCUCUGGGCACUUUGUUUGCGUUUCACCCCUCGGGAUGGAUUCAGACUGAGCUCUUCACUAAAUGGUUUGACCAUUUUUUGGAAAGGACAAACCCCACCAAAGACAGUCCAGUACUCCUUAUUUUAGAUGGGCAUCACACUCACAUUCGAAAUAUUGACGUAGCCAUAAAAGCCCGAGAACAUUUUGUAACAAAAUUAUGUUUGCCUCCUCAUACAUCGCAUAAAAUGCAGCCUCUGGAUAAAACACUCAUGGGUGCCCUGAAAACUUUCUACAAUGAGGAAGUAAGGCUAUUUAUGUGGGCACAUAAUAGAGCCGUAACACAUUUUGAUAUGGGCGAGUUAUUUGGAAGAGCCUAUACAAAAAUCCAGACUGCGGAGAGGUCAACAAAGGGAUUCAGUACAACUGGCAUUUACCCCUUUCAACGAGAUGUUUUCUCCGAUGAAGACUUCUUAGCCGAACAGCAAAGACAUCAUGUGCCCCAUCCUGUCACAGCAGAUUUUCCAGAAAAUAAUGAACCAGCGCUAUGUCAUUCACCAAACAUUCUCCCCAAGGAUAUCGCACCAAUACCACAACUGAAAAAAAAAAUAGGCUCGAGAGGAAGAAAACCUGGUCGUGCAAGGGUAGUAACCUCAACUCCGAAUAAAGAGGAGUUAGAGGAAUCUAUUAAUCGUUCACGUGAGAAAGUUACUAAGAGACUAGUCAAUGAAGCAGGACCAAGUUCUCUUAAACAAUCUGCGAAGAAAAAGCGAAAAGCACGUUCACCAUCAACAUCAUCUUCAUCAUUAACAUCUUCUUCAGAACCCGUUCCCGCAAACUCCUCUGAUGAAGAUGAUCUCCCCCUGUCAUCUUAUAUUAGUCCCAAGCAAUGUGCUGAUGACACGACGGAAUGUAUUUUUUGUCAAGAGAUGUUCACGAUGAGUAAAAGCAGAGAGGUAUGGGUGAAAUGUGUCAUUUGUGAUAUCUACAUUUGCGAUUUUUGCAAAUAAAAUAAAGGUCUAUCUAAUUUGUUUUAUAUUUGUUAAAUUACCU
This is a messenger RNA of Acanthoscelides obtectus, 1774 nucleotides long. Lineage: Eukaryota; Metazoa; Arthropoda; Insecta; Coleoptera; Chrysomelidae. The record is from the annotation of a GenBank genome assembly.